This is a messenger RNA of Polyodon spathula (Mississippi paddlefish), 3549 nucleotides long. It is a transcript of the gene tgm2b, whose product is annotated as transglutaminase 2b. The record is from RefSeq and is a predicted model, not a curated record. The transcript is spliced from 13 exons. Gene Ontology annotation, biological process: peptide cross-linking. Gene Ontology annotation, molecular function: protein-glutamine gamma-glutamyltransferase activity. NCBI's taxonomy places the organism in Eukaryota, Metazoa, Chordata, Actinopteri, Acipenseriformes, Polyodontidae. The coding region runs from base 210 to 2249 and encodes 679 amino acids.
CUGGCCAGGUGCUCUUGGAAGAAGUUGGUUGAUGCAUUUAUCGGAUUUCAAUGGGCUGUAUAAAUCUGAGAGCCCAGUGACGUGUUUGAGUCAAGCUAUAAAUGACUGGAUCCAGCAGUCCAGCACCCACAUUGUCCUGCAAGGUACAGGAGCAGAAGUAGCCUACAGUGGUUCAGCACAAACAGUUCAAUCACCCUCGGAUAACAGCAAUGGCAGCUCUGGACAUUGAGAGGUGCGAGUUGAAAAGCGAGAUCAACAACUUCGAUCAUCGAACGUACCUGAAUGGCACAGAUCGGCUGAUCGUGAGGAGGGGCCAGCCUUUCAUCAUCACCCUGCACCUCCGCUCUGGGCAAUUCCAGCCUGGCGCGACCACCUUCAGCUUUGUCAUUGAGACAGGCCCCCACCCGUGUGAUUCAGCCGGCACCAAGGCAGAGUUCUCCCUCUUGGACAAGGUCAAUAUGAACCAGUGGAGUGCGGCUGUGUCCUCCCAAGCGGGCAACACCGUGUCCCUGUCCAUCUGUUCCCCGCCUGACGCCAGGAUUGGCCGCUACUCGCUGACAAUGACACAGGGUGGCAGCACCCGGCUCGGAGACUUCAUCCUGCUCUUUAACCCCUGGUGCCCAGGUGAUUCUGUGUACAUGGAGGACGAGGAAGAGCUCAAAGAGUAUGUGUUGAGUCAGGAUGGACUGAUCUUCCGCGGAACUGAAAAACACAUUACACAGUGUGCCUGGAACUUCGGACAGUUUGAACCGGGCAUCCUGGAUGCUUGCCUGCAGCUGUUGGACGUGAACCCUAAAUUCCUUAGAAACGCAGACCAGGACUGCUCCAAAAGAAAUGACCCGGUCUAUGUGAGCAGGGUGGUGAGCGCAAUGAUAAACUGCAAUGAUGAUAAGGGGGUGCUGGCUGGUAAGUGGGAUGACUACUCUGAUGGGAUAAGCCCGAUGAGCUGGAAUGGCAGCGUGGAGAUUCUCCGGAACUGGUCUGGGUCAGCCUGCCAGCCAGUCAGGUACGGCCAGUGCUGGGUGUUCGCUGCAGUCGGCUGUACAGUUCUUCGAGCUCUGGGGAUCCCCAGUCGCGUGAUCACAAACUUCCUGUCUGCCCAUGACAGCAACAGCAACUUGAUCAUUGAGCGCUACUAUGAUGAAAACGGGACCGUAAUCCAAAAAAGUCGAGAUUCUAUUUGGAACUUCCACUGCUGGGUAGAGUCCUGGAUGACCCGCCCAGACCUCAAACCAGGGUUUGAUGGAUGGCAGGCAAGUGACCCGACCCCCCAGGAGAGAAGUGAAGGAGUUUUCUGCUGUGGGCCCAUCUCAGUAAAAGCAAUAAAGGAAGGAGAGCUGACCUUCAAGUACGACGCCCCCUUUGUGUUUGCGGAGGUCAAUGCUGAUGUGGUGUGCUGGAUGCAGCGCAAAGACGGCAGCCAGGAGAAGUUGAAUUUCUCUAAUCGGGUGGGCCAGCGCAUCAGCACAAAGAGCGUGGGCAAAGACACCAGAGAGGACAUCACACAUUUAUACAAGUACCCUGAGGACUCUGAGGAGGAGAGGCGUGUGUUUGAGAAAGCCAACCACCAAAACAAGCUGCUGAAACCUCAGCCCGCACCAGGGCUGCACCUCAAGAUCAAGGUGACAGAGGACAUGAGGAAUGGGUGCGACUUCGAUGUCUAUGCAGUUAUCACCAACAACACACCCAAGCCCAAGCUGUGCCGCCUGAUGUUCUGUGCCCGUGCUGCCCGCUACAAUGGCAGCGUGGGGGAAGAGUGUGGCAUGAAGGACCUGCUCAAUGUGCAGAUCCCACCUAAUGAAGUGAAGCAGAUACCCCUAAGACUAAAUUAUAACAAGUACUGCGAAGCCAUAACAGGGGACAACCUCAUCAAGCUGGUAGCUCUUCUCAUUGACUUUGAAACCAAGGAUGCUGUGUUGGCAGUAAGGGACAUUUAUCUGGAGAACCCUGAGAUUAAAGUCAAGGUACUGGGUGAACCGAAAGUGAACCGCAAGCUGGCUGCGGAGAUCACAUUAAAGAACCCCCUGUCUGAGCCUCUGCAAGGCUGUUUGUUCUGUGUGGAGGGGGCCAACCUCACUGAUGGAAAUGCAAUCCAAGAACCCAUUGCAUCGGUCAGCCCUGGCCAGGAGGCCAAGGUGAAAGUGUACUUCACCCCAAAGCAGCCAGGGCUCAGGAAGCUGGUUGUGGAUUUCAACAGCAACAAGCUGCAUGAUGUCAAGGGUUACAAGAACAUCAUCAUCGGCAAAUAGGCCAUCAGCCGCAAGACGUGAAGGAGAGAGGGGGCGCUAAACUCUGAACCAAAUCACAAAACUCCCUAAACUUUCAGAAACAAGAGGGGUGGCAUUUUGUAUGUUUUGUUCUGAAGCAAAUUUGUGAUAUUUACAACCAGGGUAAAAAUGUUAAGAAACAAAAGUUUUGAUUUGGUCAAGCAAUACCCACCAGGCUAUGUAUUUAAAAUUGCUGCCAGGCUAUCAUGUAACAGCAACAGUGGUCAUACUGCGAACCUCAGCAAGCUUGUAAAACUAUUUCAACAGUGUGUGUGUUGCCCAACCUAUAUCUAAGUGUUUAACUCAUCUAGAAUCAAUAUGCACCAUUAUACCUUGUUUAUUUGAUUAUGGGUGUGUUUUUUAUUUCAUUAUUAUUCUUGUACCGGAAAUGGUUCAUGCAGUUAAUCAUACAUAAACAGUGUACAUUUUGAUGGUUGUUUUCAAAAUAUGUUAAGUGAAUAUUGUGUAAAUGUAUUAAAUUUUACAAAUGUCACUAGUAUUAAAUCUGCUUUUUAAAAAUCUAAUCGUAAAUGCAUGUUCUUUUUUUCUCUUAAGUGUUCUGAGAAGUAAACGUUUCAGUGCUUGUGGGUUCAGACGCAAGUUUUUUUUGUUCAGACAUUUUAUUUUGUCUUUAGCUUCAUGUGAAGUGUCUUCUUUAGUCUCUUUGUGACAGGAGUGCUCUAGCACUGGCAUUGAGAAUUGAUGCCAAUAAGGAUAUGUUUGUAUAUUUUAUAUCCCCUGCUGUAGAUGUGAAAGAAAGAAUUUCAAAUGGAAGCAUAACAAAACCAGAAUGAUGACCUUUGACUGUUUUUUAUUUUUUAUGUUUUUCACUGUACAUUGUGAACUUUUAACGUUUUAAAAUGUUGGAUAACGAACUGCCUUUUGAAAGAUACAUAGUUCUGUUUUUGCUGUAAUCUUUAGAGUAUAAAAACCAAACUUUUUUCAUGUUUAGUUCAAUCAAGAAGAAACUUUUUCUGGUACAUUUCAAUCUGUACUGAUUCAGUGUGUCUUAAAUGUUAAAAAUCGAUCAAGUAACCGAGCGUCCUCUAAUAAAACACUUGUGUGCUGUAUAAAAAUGAAAAGGAAAUAUGUUACUAUGACUAUCAAAGCCCUGGCCUGACAGUCAUUGCAACAUAAACUCAGUCUUGUCCUUCAAGUGUUGUCAAAUUGUUGACCCAAAAAUGUAAUAUGAAUUCCUUAGCAUGCAUUUGAUUUGAGGUGCUCCAGAAAAAAAAGUAAAUGGGCUCAAAAUGUCUGACUUUGCAUAUAUUUUUUAUAUAUA